AUGAAAUUAGGGGGCCGCUGUAUUUUGCAGCGGUCAUUCAGAGCAUAUUCCACUAUACGGCGUCGUACUCGAACGCGAUUCGCACCAAGCCCAACAGGACCAUUUCACAUAGGCGGGUUGCGGACAGCUCUCGUGAAUUUCCUUUUGGCUAGAAGAGAUGGCGGAGAUUUCAUACUUCGGAUUGAGGAUACUGAUCAAUCCCGAUGCUCUGUAGAUGCAUUAAAAGGAAUUUUUGAUGGACUUAAUUGGGCAGGAAUGACGCCAGAUGAGGGGCCCGUUACUGGGGGCUUAUAUGGUUCGUAUGUUCAGUCGGAACGUUCCGAAAUUUAUCGAAAGUAUGCCAAUCACUUGCUGCAGACUGGUCGAGCUUACCAAUGUUUCUGUUCGCAUGAGCGUCUUGAAAUUCUGAAAAAUGAGCAGCGAAGAAGUGGAGAAAAGGUCCGAUACGACAAUCGAUGCCGUCAUCUGUCGAAUAGGGAGAUCGAGUUGAAUCUUUCCCAAAAUCUGCCCUAUGUUCUUCGAUUCAAGAUGCUUCCUAGUAAUACGGUGUUUAGAGACUUAGUUUUUGGCGAGAUAAAUUUUCCAAACGCGGAUUAUGAAGGUGAUCCUGUAAUAAUGAAAUCGGAUGGGCUGCCGGUCUACCAUUUAGCCAACGUCGUCGAUGAUCACCUGAUGGAGAUCAGUCACGUUGUACGUGGGUCGGAGUGGAUAACCUCAAUUCCUAAACACCUACAACUCUAUGCGGCCUUCGAUUGGCAUCCUCCGGCCUUUGCUCACCUACCACUAAUGCUCUCCAGUUCGGGGCGAAAAUUCUCGAAACGCCACGUGGAGCAGGAAUCCGUGGCGUUGGUGGAGAGCCUACGUCGCGAGGGUCAUCUGCCCUCGGCCCUCCUGACGUGGCUAUCGGCAACUGGCGGCCUCUUCGACUUUGCACCGUCUAUCGACAAAAAAUGUGAGUCAGGUAUCUGGACACCGGCCAAACGUGUUGAAGAAAUGCUCCACUUGCUCGACCUCUCUUCGCUGAAUCGUCACCACGCACGUGUGGAUCCUGAGCUUCUCCAAGUCUGCGGACGGGCACACUUCGAUCGACUCAUCGAAGAAGCCUUCUCCAGACGAUCACUGAGGCGUCCAACAAUCGUGGAAUACCUUCGUGAUUACCUGAAUACUUAUCCACCGAUAGAUGGCGAUUGUACUCAAUUAAUAGAUUUAAUCAACGAUGAAGAACGAUUGAUUCAGGUGCUGGCACGAUUAAAGGGUCGGAUCGGAAGAUUAUCUGACCUAACUUCGGUUUCUUCUGCCUUCGGCUUCCUUUGGAAGUCCCCCAAUCCCGAAAUUGUCAAAUCCAGCCUCUCUGGAUCCAUUGCGAUUCACGAAGCCAUUUUAAUGACUGCUGUAAAGUUAGAGAGGUCCGAAGAGCUUUCAGAAGAUGAUUUGAAGGCCCUUCUUCAAAGUGUUAAUAAGUUAUCUGGCCUGCCCAAAGCGGAAUUCCUCACGAGUCUGCGAAUUUGCCUGACCGGCUCCGAUCAUGGUAUGCCGAUCCAUGAAUUAGUGCAACUUUUAACUCCGGUGGAAGCUGCUAAACGAAUUCGAGAGGCUGGCAAAGUAAUUGAAAAGUGA
Echinococcus granulosus is the source of this 1617-nucleotide messenger RNA. RefSeq names its product putative glutamyl-tRNA synthetase. Gene Ontology annotation, biological process: glutamyl-tRNA aminoacylation. The coding region runs from base 1 to 1617 and encodes 538 amino acids. Gene Ontology annotation, molecular function: tRNA binding; ATP binding; glutamate-tRNA ligase activity. The record is from RefSeq and is a predicted model, not a curated record. NCBI's taxonomy places the organism in Eukaryota, Metazoa, Platyhelminthes, Cestoda, Cyclophyllidea, Taeniidae. The transcript has 10 exons.